AUGGAAGAUGAAUGGAGAAAAAAGAAUAAGAAGCUGGAACAACUGCGAAAAGAGAAAAAGAAGAGAAAAGACUCAGAUGAUGAAUCGAAAUAUAAAAUACAUCAUAUUUUCCAUGACAGACUGACCAACUUAUCAAAGGUACAUUUCAAUAAAAAUGAAAUGAAAAUUCUCAACAAAAGUAACAAAUAUGCCCCCAAAAAAGAACCAAGCUUACGAAGAACUGCAUUGGAAAUUGAGGCUACAAUUAAAGGUAAACCUAAUGAAGGAAACAUUUCAAGAGAAAUACAACAGUUAUUGAUCGGGGAAGAAAUUAAAAGAGAUAGAGACAAACUCCAAAACGAGAACAAGAAGAAAAGAACAUUAAGAGAAGAGCAGAGGAAAGAAACAACAACAAUACAAGACAUAAAGAGAAAAGUAAAAGACAACCAACUGAUAAUCACCAAGGGAGAUAAAAAUGCAG
Molecule: messenger RNA, 460 nt
Organism: Onthophagus taurus
Lineage: Eukaryota; Metazoa; Arthropoda; Insecta; Coleoptera; Scarabaeidae
Source: RefSeq, a predicted model, not a curated record